AUGAAGGAUAAUGCGAACCAAAAGGCUCGCGUGGAGGAGGAAAGUAGCAAUGCCCCGAAGGAAAGCAACUUGAAGAAUUUUGAAAAGACUUUCAUCCACGACUGGCAGAAGGCACUAAGGCGCGUAGAAGAAGGGAGGAAAUGUUGCGAACACCUGAGUAGAAUUUUCCAGGAACUUAUUUGUAUCGAAAAGGAGUACGAACAGAAUUUGAAAAACUUGUGUAACUCAUUUAAAGAAUUUAGUGAUGAAUCCUCUGGGAUAAAGAACGGAAUAAUGAGUCUAAAAAAAAACAUCGAAAGGAGAUGUGAACAGAUAGCAGAUUUUGUUAAUUAUAUGGAGAGUGAAAUAAUUUAUAGUACCCUGAACACUACGCUCAUUAAUCACAAAAAUGUGUAUGAUCAGAUUAGGGUAGAUGGAAUGGAAAGUGAUAAAAUGGUUGAGAGAACUAAAAAAGAUACGGUAAAAUAUGUUCAGAAUUGUGUAUGUGCAUACGAGAAUUUAGUGGAUUCUAUUCUUGUCUUUCACAAUAGCACUUACUACCAUCCACUGAAGCGGAUUGAACUUUCUAAUGUUUGUAUAUAUAAAUAUUUACUAGCCAAAAAAAGGGAAUAUGAAUAUAAGAACAUUAUAAAUAAUGUGAACCAGGUGGAACUGAAAAAAGAAAAAAAAAUGAAAAGCAUUUUGUACUCUCUUGAAUCGAUGGAUUACAAGAGAAUUUCAUGUAUAAAGGAUAAUGUCAUGAAAUACUUAAUUUUUUUUACCUCCUAUAUUAGGAAUGUGCAGUAUGAUUUAAAUGGCUGUAUUGAUGUGUUUAAAGAUGUGGACCCCAGUAGGGAAAUCGAGGAGUUCUGCGAAUUGUAUUGUGCGAAGAGUGGCGCUGAUGGGAAGAGACAAGGCGAGGAUUCCUUCCUUUACAAUAAUAUUGUCUCUUGGCCAAUGCUAAUGGAUCACCGAACUGAGUUUAACUGUGUUGGUGUGGGGUCUUCGUACGGUAGUCGAGGUGACAAUCCCGAGAAGGGCAACUAUGUGAGCAACGCGAAGAGUAAGUAUGGCAACUUAUUCUCGUCUCUCUUCAACGUUAACGCUUACAAGAAUUUGAUUCAAAGUGAGCAUAGCGAUGGAAGGGGAGCCAACAGUGUGUAUACGAAUAUUUUUAACGAAAUUGUUUUUUUUAACAAGAAGGAGGUGAGCAGCGAGGGGGACAACGACGCGGAGGAGAACGAACCGGUGGAGGAGAAUGACGCGGAGGAGAACGAACCGGUGGAGGAGAAUGACGCGGAGGAGAACGAACCGGUGGAGGAGAAUGACGCGGAGGAGAACGAACCGGUGGAGGAGAAUGACGCGGAGGAGAACGAACCGGUGGAGGAGAAUGACGCGGAGGAGAACGAACAGGUGGAGGAGAAUGACGCGGUGACGAACGAAGCGGGGGAGGAUGAAAUGGGACACAGUGAUCCGGAUGGAAAUGCUGACAGGCAGAAUAUUGGCGAGACGCCCAACCAGAGUGAUGUGCUCAAUCGGGGUAAGGAAAUCCUCCCUCAAGGGGAAGAGGAAGAAACAAGGGAAAUACCUGCACAGUCAGGAAAAAGGGAAUCCAGUGAUGGUGAAACCAAUUCAAUGGUGAGGCCAUCUUCACCAGGGGAGGUAUCCUCAACGGGGAAGGGGUUCAUAGAGGAUGGACAUAAUGUGGACCCAAAUGAACGUAAACCAGUUGCUAAUCUAGCAGAUGGCGCUUUCGCAGAGGAUUCUAUCAAAAGGGAGUUUGUUCAGGUGGAAAAUCUCCACGAGGGUAGAAUAAAUCCGGUAGAGGAGGUAGGCAAUCAGAGGAGCAAUCUGGACGAGGGGGGCGAUGGACAUAGUGUCAAACGUAACAGUGUGCACUGCGAAUCUGAUCUGAGUUACACGUACGUAAGGGACAUGCUAGAAAGAGGGGGUACGCACAACGAACAGGAAUCCGAUAGCGGAGGAAGCGAAGUGGAUUGUACAAACCGAUUUAAAAAAAUAGAAAUUUUUUUUCAAUUUUAUUUGAAAAAUUUAUUCCAUGGAAAUUUUACGAAAAUAGAAGAAUUCAACAUUUCGUCAUAUUUCAACGUGUACAAUAAUCGAAUAAUUUUUUGUGAGUGUCUUAUGUAUUAUGUUAAGAAGGGGAAAACUUUUUUUAAAAAUAUGGACGGUAUGGUUAUAUUUGCAAGAAUUAUUUUAUCCUUUUUGGACUACUGCGAUUUGUACUUUGAUUAUUGGUCUUCCAUCUACAUUUUGGUUGCUUCGGAAAAUUUUUAUUUUGAAGUGGAGGAAAAUUACCAUUUGGAUGUUAAGCGGCUCUUGGAGGAGUGCCAUUUUUUUGAGAAGUUUAAAAGGGGACAAGCAGGCAAUAGGGGGGGAUCCGCAGUGGGAGCAAUCCAAAUGAACGCUGGUCAUGUGCAGGGAAGGAGAAAAAACAACCUUGGGAUGGAUGAUUUUUUCAUUAUCGAUGAGGAUGAAAAUGGAAAGGAGGGUUCACCUAAGGCACGUAACGUGGGGGUGUUGUCGAAGAUGAGUAUGACGAGUAGCAAAGCGAGGAGGAGUGUCGUGAAUAUAUACGAGAGUAGGGAGGAUGUGGAGAAGGAUAAGCAAGUGGACAGCCACUCCAAUAGCAACGCUCCUGCGUUAGCUUAUGUAGAGGAUAGUGGACAGGAACAAGUAAUAACAAGACCAAACGAAUCCAGUGCGCAGGAGGAGGAACCCCCAAAUGAUGAUCUCCCUGAAGAUUUGGAAGGGAAGGACGAAAGGAAGAAAAAUUGUGAACAAGAAGUGAACGCAGAAAAAAAGAAUACUGGCGAAACUGAUAUUCCCAUGAAUAGUGGUGAAUGUAAAAUGGUGGAGAAUAGUGGGAACACCCCAAGGAGGAAGAAAAUCCUGUUGCACAAAUUUUUGUACGCCCACAACCUAUGGAACAACAUAAAGUUUUGGGAAGUGAGUCUCUUAGUUAUCAUUUCGGAAAUAAUCCAAGAAAGUGUUUUACUGGAAAAACUAAAAUACGAAAACAAAGAAUCAUUGAUUAAAAAGUAUUUUUUUUUUUUUAAAUAUUUUAAUUUCUACAAUAGUAUGAUUGACUUUGGAUUAUCAAUUAACCAAAUUGGUUUGCUCCUGAACAAAGUGUUUCACAGUUUUGACUUAAAGAAUGACCCCAUAUCUCGGAAAUACUUUUUCCAAAUCAUUGACAUUGCGACGAAUAAGAAGAUCACGCUAAAUUAUAUUAAGACAGAUGUCGGGAAUUUGAACUCGGAGUAUAAGAAGUACUAUUUGCAGUACUACAACAAUUAUUUGAAUGACGACAGUCGUCCUGGGGCGAAGAAAUCUUGA
Plasmodium knowlesi strain H is the source of this 3339-nucleotide messenger RNA. Its product is annotated as conserved Plasmodium protein, unknown function. NCBI's taxonomy places the organism in Eukaryota, Apicomplexa, Aconoidasida, Haemosporida, Plasmodiidae. Bases 1 to 3339 code for a protein of 1112 amino acids. The transcript is spliced from 2 exons. Gene Ontology annotation, cellular component: plasma membrane; cytoplasm. The record is from RefSeq and is a predicted model, not a curated record.